This is a messenger RNA of Sinocyclocheilus rhinocerous, 535 nucleotides long. RefSeq names its product protein lifeguard 3-like. Gene Ontology annotation, cellular component: Golgi apparatus; membrane; endoplasmic reticulum. The coding region runs from base 26 to 535 and encodes 169 amino acids. The transcript is spliced from 8 exons. Lineage: Eukaryota; Metazoa; Chordata; Actinopteri; Cypriniformes; Cyprinidae. The record is from RefSeq and is a predicted model, not a curated record. Gene Ontology annotation, biological process: negative regulation of apoptotic signaling pathway.
UUCAGCAACUGGCGUAUGGGACAGCAUGAGUGUUCGACAUGCCUUCAUUAGAAAGGUUUACCUUAUUUUAGCCGUCCAGCUGUUAAUCACUACUUCAAUCAUUGCGGUGUUCACGUUUGUUGAGCCUGUGCGUCUUUUUGUGGUCCAAAAUCCUGCCAUUUAUUGGGCAUCAUUCCCGGUGUAUCUUGUUACUUACCUUAUGCUGGUUUGCUGUGAGGGGCCGAGGAGACGUCAUCCAUGGAAUUUAAUACUCCUGUUCAUUUUUACCCUUACGUUAUCUUACAUGACAGGAACAAUAUCAAGUUAUUUUGACACCAAAGCAGUGUUCCUAGCCCUGGGGAUCACAGCAAUAGUGUGUAUAAUCGUCACAAUCUUCUGUUUUCAAACCAAGGUUGACUUCACCUCCUGUACAGGUCUGCUCUGUGCUCUUUGUGUGGUUCUUCUGGUGAUUGGCAUUAUCACAUCCAUUGUACUCUCAUUUCAAUAUGUAAGUGAGGCCAUUAUGUCAUUAUUUCAGUCAUUGCAGAUUAUUUGA